Messenger RNA from Phyllopteryx taeniolatus (common seadragon), 3794 nucleotides. It is a transcript of the gene eif4enif1, whose product is annotated as eukaryotic translation initiation factor 4E nuclear import factor 1. The transcript is spliced from 19 exons. Gene Ontology annotation, cellular component: nucleus; cytoplasm. Gene Ontology annotation, molecular function: mRNA binding. Gene Ontology annotation, biological process: negative regulation of translation. Bases 197 to 3085 code for a protein of 962 amino acids. The record is from RefSeq and is a predicted model, not a curated record. NCBI's taxonomy places the organism in Eukaryota, Metazoa, Chordata, Actinopteri, Syngnathiformes, Syngnathidae.
AAGGGGAGUCCGCAGUGCUUUACAGAAGCAAAGAAAUGAUUGGAAACAAGACUAAAUGAAAAGCUGAAAAUUAAGAUAAAAUGCCAAUAUGAAAGCAGAAAAGAGUGCUUAAAAGUAAAAUGACAAAAAGCAGGAAGUCAAGUUUUAGCUUAAAUCAAAGCAGAGUCAUUGCUUGGAUUGAAGCUGUGUUUCUGCCAUGGACGGUGACGCUUGUGUUGAAGAGAAGAAUGGCGGAGAUGCUGCUCAGGACAAAGUUAAGAUAGAACCAGCAGCAACAACUCCGCAUAGAUAUACCAAGGAGGAGCUUCUUGAUAUAAAAGAGCUACCAAUCUCCAAUGAAAGGCCAGACUGUCUCUCAGAGAAAUAUGACAGUGAUGGUGUCUGGGACCCUGAGAAGUGGCACGCCUCGCUGUAUCCCACAUCAGGGCGUAAUUCUCCACUGGAAGGCUUUAAGAAGGAAUAUUUGGAGGAUAGAGUUCCACUGAAACGAAGGAUCCCAGAUCCUCGUGAGAGGUUAAAGGAAGAUGACUUGGAUGUCAUACUGAGCCCACAGCGUCGCAGCUUUGGAGGUGGAUGCCAAGGGAACGCUGCGCCCACGCUCCACUCCUCCCGACCCAUCAGCCCACUUGAAAAUAAGGAGAAUGAGACUCUCCGUUUAGGAGGGAACCGAAGAAUUGGAAGUGGUCGCAUCAUUACUGCCCGGGCCUUUGAGCGAGAAGCCCGCCUUGAGAAGGAGAGGGAACGGGAUGUCAGAAACUUCAAAGACAAAAGAUUCAGGAGAGAUUUUGGAGAUAAACGUGUGUUUAGUGAACGGAGAAGGAAUGACUCUUACGCAGAGGAGGAGCCAGAGUGGUUCUCUGGUGGUCCUACGAGCCAGUCUGAGACGAUCGAGCUCAUUGGAUUUGAUGAUAAAAUACUGGAAGAUGACAGACGCAAGUCCAGGCGCUCAAGGAAGAGGACAGAGUCCGUGAAAGAAGAGUGUAAUGGACAGCUAGAGGAACAAAAUGUGAGUCUGCGAUCUUCAGCCGAUCAGGAAGUUCCCCACGCUGAUGUGCUGCCAGAGCAGUCCACUGGUGACUUUGACUUCAACGAAUUUUUCAAUCUGGAGAAGACCAUGCCAGGAUUGGCGUCUAUGAUAGAGGAUGUUUUAGGGGAAGGGCCUGUAUCAGCUAGCCGCUUCAGUCAAUGGUUCUCCAGUAACUUGAGCCCUUCAGGCAGCUGCUCCAGCAGUCUGAGGUCCACUCCGCAUGAGGAACUGGAAAAACUAGCAGGCCUUGAAGCCCUUGGCACGUCCUCUGGCCAAGGUCCUGCCCCAUUUUUCACACCCAUUCAAUCAGAGUGCAAGGAGAAGGUGGACAUACUGGAGCUGUUGCACAAGGCUAAAGUAGACUUGAAGCCUCUUCUCUCCAACCUUUCGCUCAACAAGGCUCGGCUACGGGAAAACACUCAUUCUGGAGCAGUGCUGUCCCUGGAGGAGGUGGAAGGAGGAAUGAAGGGCAUGAAACUGGGCUCAGAACCACAAAUGCAAAAGGUAGCGCCUACACGGAGAGGAAACGGGACGCCCUUCAUGGCUGAGCACUUAGAAGAGGCUUUAACAGGUGGUCCUAGUGCUCGUCCACGGUCGCGUGACACAGACAUGUCAGCCUUUAAUAAACUGGUUAGCAGCAUGAAGGCAAGUGGAACUCUGCCAACUCACCCUAAAACCAACUCAAGCAAUCAACCUUUAGACCAAUCUAUGGUGGCUCUGACUGAAGUUCCGAUACCUCCUCAGCAACCGAAAAACAUAUUCCAGGAGCUCUUAGGAGGGCCUGCUCGUAGUCGCUCCCCAGUGCUACUUUGCAACCUUUUGGGCAACUCUGAGGUCUCACUUGCUCCCAACUCUGUACAUGGCCUGCUGCACAAGGGUCCCUCACCACCUCUCUUCCCUCAGAGGUCACUCUCACCAGACUACUUUAACAGUCACUUGCAACAUUCAGCAGGCUUUCCUGUUGGUGCUCAGCCCAUGAUGGCGGAACCAUAUGCUGAGGUUCACAGGUCUAUGAGCCCAGCGUCUGCACCCCAGCACCAGAUGAGGCCGCUCUCAAUGCCAGUGAAUCAUGCAGAUCUCGAAGCCUUAGCAUUUCAACAGGAUCUUGCACUGCAUGCCCAUCACCAGUUCCCGUCUGGCUACAACAGGAUACAACAGGACAAAUCUUUUCGAAAUCGUCCACAGCGUCUUAACCGCUCCCCUGGUCCAGGCCCCCAGCUUGCUGGGAGAAACUCACCAGGCAGUGCUGUCACCAGUAUGUUGUCUCCAUCAUUUACACCUACGUCGGUUAUCCGCAAAAUGUAUGCAACAAAAGAGAAAAGCAAAGAUGAUCCAUCAAGUCGCUCAGAGACCAAAGAUGAGGCAGCAGCAUACUCUCAAGAUGAGAACAACUUGCCGAGUUUACACAUGGAAGCGACAGAAGGGAAUGGCACCCAGUCUGGCGGCGUAAAGUCCAGCUCUAAGACUUUGCCAAGCAAGGACCAGGAGCGUCUCAGGCCACAUUCUACCAGACAUCAUACGGCUACCACAGCACCGCCAGGACCACUCUCAUCUUUCCAACGUUCUGUCUACCCAGUACCACUGCUAUCCCACGUACCAAUGGUGCGCCCUCCUCCUCAGCUCCACCCCAAUGUGGUUCAACGAAUGUUUGCACAGGGAAUCCAACCCCAGCAGCUUGGACCAGCGCUGGUCCAAGCAGGUAUAUAUCCACCCCAUGUUGACCUUGCGCAACUUCAAGGCUUGCCCCCUGCAAUACUGGGCCAAACACUGUACCCUCUGAGUGCAACAGCAGGGCACCCGCUUCUACCUCCCAGAGCAAACAGUCAGAUGCAGCUUGCAAUGAUGCAGCAGCAACUUCAACAGAGACAAAUACAUCAGGGCGUCCCAGGUCCACAGUCUCAGAGCCAAGGGCUUCAUCGGAUGAAUGGCCCCCAGCAACACGACAGAAGUCCCCCCCCAGGCCUGGCCAAGUGGUUUGGAUCUGACGUGCUGGAUCAACAACUCCCUUCCAUGCCGGCCAAGGUCAUAAGUGUAGAUGAGUUGGAGUUCCGGCCUUAGGGGACUUGAUGCUGAGGUGGACAGCAAAAUAUAUUUUCCCUUUCUCUCCCUGAUUGCAUUUAAAUGUGAACUUUAAUUUGAAGCCACAGCACACACCUGGACAGUCUUUUCAACUCCAACCUCAGUCAAAGCUCUUACAGAUUAUGUAAGCUGGGCAUUGGAGAUUUGUUACUGCAGCUAAGUGUCUUUUUUUUUUUGUCCCUCUCUUUUUGUAUUAGACUCUAGAAGUAAAUUUGGAAGUAAGUUAUGUAUAUUCACGAUUGUACAGAUGAUGGGAACUUAUCUUAGUCCCCCUGUAUAUAGCAAUGGUUUCUUUUUCUAGGUAUAGGGAAGGUGAAACUAUCAUGUCAAGUUUAAAUGCUGUUAGACUGUCACUAAAAGCGUGUAGCACUCCUUUUGUAGACUUUAGUUUUCCUCAUGAACUGCACUGAGAGCUACUGCAAGCGAAGGACGGGGCGGUUGGGUGUGUUCUCUUCCCUUGCUGGUGGCUCACUUCCGUAGAUGUGACAAGCAGGAUCAUUUCAAGACUACUCCAAGGGACUGCUGGUUGUGCCUUCUGUGUAUUUUUGUUUUCCUUUGGAACUGUAACCUCUCCCAUCCAAGCUGCCACAAGAGGCAGUCUCACAAUUUCUGGAGGUGUCUGGAUUCAUUUUGUGCUAUUAAGUUAUAAAGCACAAAUAGAAUAAAUAAAUAAAAUGGUGACAAACAA